Cyanidioschyzon merolae strain 10D is the source of this 2298-nucleotide messenger RNA. RefSeq lists its product as hypothetical. Gene Ontology annotation, molecular function: catalytic activity. The record is from RefSeq and is a predicted model, not a curated record. Lineage: Eukaryota; Rhodophyta; Bangiophyceae; Cyanidiales; Cyanidiaceae. The transcript has a single exon. The coding region runs from base 1 to 2298 and encodes 765 amino acids.
AUGUUUGCAGGCUGUAGCCUAGGGCGUUCGAGAAUUUGGCAGCACGCGACGCCAGCGCACACAGCGAGCACACAGCGUUGUAGCCAGGUUGCGCCAACGCACUUUGCUCACAAACCGUGGAAGACUUGGCACUGCUCCCGAGCGUGCAACAUUAUCGGGCCAAAGUCCAAACUUCUUGACUUGUUGUCGUGCGUGCACGGGCUCGGAGAUUCGCCAGCUCGCGGGCACGGGAGUCGUCCCCAGCAACUCGCUCCGGACCAUGCACUCGAAGACGAGAAGCGUCCAAUUGCUGCUGAAAUGACUGUCAAUUGGAUUGUAUGGUUUCGCAGAGACCUUCGGGUUCAUGAUCACCCCGGGUUGCAGUACCUGCGAACGCAUAUCGCCUCCCAGAAAACUGCACCGGCACGCCGCUCAGACGACAGACAUGGCAUGGAAAACUCGUUGCGAAUUGCGUUCGUUUACAUCAUGGACAAACGCGAACUCGAGACGUACACGCCAGAGGAGCAAAAAUAUCUCCGCGAAUCCGUUGCAGCGCUGCGUGAGACGAUCCGCUCAGCGACGCAAGGCCAGGCCGAUCUGCUGCUCCUGAACGGUCCGGCGCCUCGGGAGCUCGCCGUGCUCUGCGGUCGCUUUGCGAAUGCACAAGUACUCGUCGAAGACGACUGGUGCAUAUCGAGUCAGCGAUGCUUCCGAGAAUGCGAACGCUUGGGUAUUAGAUUUCGUUUCUGGAGUCUAGGCGCCCCGCAUCGUACCACUCGUGAAAACACAAGAGGCUCGCGAUCGCCAUCAACAUCUACGUUUCUCGGGCGAGAUACGUUCAGCAUUUUGCAGCGCGAGCAUUGGCGCCCCAUGAUGCACAGGCCCACUGAAAAUGAUCUGUUAGCGCUUUGGGACUGCGCGAGGGAGAACGCACCGGAGACGAGAUUCGUCGCAAGUUACGAGCUCGAUGCCCCGAGCGAUCACCUGUGGGAAACCAGUCCCAGCUGGUUUCCGCUUGAAUAUGCUGACUAUCCUUUUCUGCAACGCAUCGAAGAGGAUAAGCGAAUGUGUGUUGCGACGUCGCUGGACGCUGGCGGUGAAACUGCUGCAAUCGAUUUCCUGCGGCGUUACCUACGAGGCCCUGACGCGCAUCAGGAGAGCGAUUUUCUUCGCAGUUUUGCGUAUGCCCUGCAUUUUGGCUGCGUUUCUCCACGAAAAGUGCUGGCGGAAAUUGAUGCAGCGCGGCGGUAUCGGCGCCGGAUGCUGGCGCUCUGGACGGACUCACCGCGACACCGGGAGGCGCGCGCUCUUAUCCGUAGUCUCAGCUGGCACCUGUUUCUGUCGCAGUACGACAAGGCGAGCCAGCGGCCCUGGCACUAUUGGCGAUGGAACGGCUUACCGGUGCGUUUCUCACAGAGCGGAUCGAGCACGCGGGAUGCUCCCGCAGUCCUGUUUAUUCAUGGUUUUGGAGCGUCCAUAGAGCACUGGGAGCGAAAUGUAUCUUUUCUCGCAGAUCAAGGGUACCAGGUGUUCUGUUUGGACCUUCUUGGUUUUGGACGAAGCACCAAACCGAUUACGCGCUACACACAGGAGCUCUGGGAGCGGCAGGUCCGGGAUUUUGUGCUGCAGAUUGUGCGUCGACCUGUGUUCAUUGUCGGCAACUCGAUCGGAGCGUACGUGAGUCUCAGUUUUGCCGCAGAUCACCGGAUGGAAUUGGUACAGGCUUCGGCCUCGCCUCGUCCAACGACGCUCUGCAAAGGCAUCGUCCUGAUCAACCCGGCGGGGCCACUCGAGCCGGUUAAAAACGCCGACCGUGCAUCCAACGAUUCCAGGUUACGGCGGUUGCUGGCCCAACCACUAGCCUCCCGCAUUGUUGGUGAGGUUCUACUCCGAUACUUGCAGUUUGGUAUCCGGAGCACGCUGCUGAAAGUGUACCCUGUGCGACCGGAUGCUGCCCUGCACAUGGAGUCGAUCAUAUAUCGCCACAGUCUGGAUCCAGGUGCUUCCAGUGUGAUCGCGUCGGGCUUCCGCCUGCCCCCGUCGCGUCCGAUACCGGAGCUCCUGCGUGCCCUUGAUUCAGUGCCGGUGCUGUUGAUCCAGGGCAUCCUGGAUCCGCUGAAUGACGCCCGUAAGCGGGCAGAGCAGAUUGCGGCGAUUCAUCCGGAAGUGCAGGUUGUGCAGCUCCGUGCUGGCCAUUGUCCACACGAUGAAGUCCCGGAGCAAGUGAAUGAAAUUCUCGUAAAUUGGCUCCAGUCCUGCGAACAGCGCGGCGAGGCACCGGACAGCAAGUCAGCGGAGCCGCCGAUGUCAUUCGCUUGA